Messenger RNA from Drosophila elegans, 1565 nucleotides. RefSeq names its product phosphoglycerate kinase. The record is from RefSeq and is a predicted model, not a curated record. The transcript has 3 exons. Gene Ontology annotation, molecular function: ADP binding; phosphoglycerate kinase activity; ATP binding. Lineage: Eukaryota; Metazoa; Arthropoda; Insecta; Diptera; Drosophilidae. Gene Ontology annotation, cellular component: cytosol. The coding region runs from base 80 to 1450 and encodes 456 amino acids. Gene Ontology annotation, biological process: glycolytic process; gluconeogenesis.
UAAAAUAUUUUAUUAGAUUGCAGUUGCUUAGUUGCUCUUUCCUUGCUAUUAAAACAUUUUUAACAAUUGUUCUUUUAUUAUGUUUCGCUUGCAAAGUAAUUUUUUUAAAUUUAUAUUCGUUCCUAAUCAAUGUCUUGAAAAUGAAAUCAAAAAAACUUUAUUUCUACGACAGUUCAGCAGCAAAGACGAUUGCAAUGGAAAGCAUGUAAAGAAAUUGAGUCUGAAAAAUGUCGAUGUGGCAGGAAAAAAAGUAUUCAUGAGGGUGGAUUUUAACGUACCCAUAAAAGAUGGUAAAAUCACUAACAACCAACGUAUUGUUGCUGCCCUUCCAAGUAUUAAAUAUGCUCUGGAUAAAAAGUGCAAAUCUCUGGUCUUAGCCUCCCACUUGGGACGUCCUGAUGGCAAAAAGGAUAAGAAGUUUAGCCUGGAACCGGUGGCCAAGGAACUGGAGAAGGUGCUGGGCAAGCCGGUUUGCUUCCUGGACGACUGUGUGGGUGACCAGACCCUGGAAGCUCUGAAGGAUCCGCCCGAGGGCAGUGUCCUGCUGCUCGAGAAUCUACGCUUCUACGCCGAGGAGACGGGCAGCAGCAAGGACGAGAACAAGAAGAAGGUCAAGGCCGAUCCGGAGAAGGUCAAGGAGUUCCGGGCGAAGUUGGCGCAGCUGGGCGAGAUCUAUGUGAACGAUGCCUUCGGAACUGCCCAUCGUCCGCACAGUUCCAUGAUGGGCGAUGGCUUUAAGAUACGGGCAGCUGGUUUCCUUUUGGACAAGGAACUGGAGUACUUUGCCAAGGUUCUCCACAAUCCAGCAAAGCCCUUUUUGGCCAUUUUAGGUGGGGCCAAGAUCGCCGAUAAAAUUCCUCUGAUCACGAAUCUCCUGAACAACGUUUCCGUGAUGAUCAUAUCCGGUGGCAUGGCCUUUACCUUCCUCAAAGUCCUUAACAACAUGGAGAUUGGGAAAUCCCUAUUCGACGAGAAGGGAGCCAAGAUGAUAAACGAUAUUAUAUGCAAGGCAAAGGAGAAGAAUGUAAAUAUUCUAUUACCGGUGGAUUUUGUGGUGGCCAACAAGAUAGACAAGAAGCCGGAUAAAAUAGAAACAGUGAAUGCAAAGCAGGGGAUACCAAAGGAUAUGUGGGGUCUGGAUAAUGGCGAGCUGUCCAGUUCGAUGUUUGCCGGCGCCAUUUGUGCAUCCAAAACAAUAGUGUGGAAUGGUCCGCCAGGUUUGUUCGAGAACGAGCUAUUUGCCCAGGGCACCAAGUCCAUGUUGGAGGCAGUAAUUGGAGCCACCAAAAGGGGAGCCAUCACAAUUGUGGGCGGAGGAGAUACGGCCACGGCUUGCAUGCAAUUCGGAGGAGCCGACAAGGUCUCACACGUGUCCACUGGUGGAGGAGCUUCCCUAGAACUGUUGGAGGGCAAGGUCCUGCCAGGAGUGGCUGCUCUCUCAGAUGCCUGAAAAUACAGCUUUACAAUCCUUACUCUAAAUAACACAUUCCUUAUUUGGAAUAACAUAUAUAUAUAGCUACAUCAACAAUGUAUCUUUCAAUGUUCCAUUAAACUUUAAUUAUAAA